UGUAUGACUCCCCUGAAUUUCCUGACAUGACGGCACUGGACUCUCCAGACAUGGCGGCGUUGCUGUCGAUUGAGAGUGAGAGGAGUAGACGGUGGCAUUGUUGCUGAGCGUGAAUUGCAGAAAACCGCCUCAUCAGUGUUAUCACUCAGUGGGAGAGCUGAGAUGAUUUCUGCCGGAUUUGUAGCAUUAUUAAUUAUCAACAUAUAUAUUAUAAUAUGUGGGGUAGAAUUGUGGAGUUGUUUAUUUUGCUUGUUUGUCUUGUACCUUAGUUGCAGUUCGCACAAUUCUUGUUGAUCGUCAUUUGUCAUUAUCAAAUUUUGGGGAAUUGCUUAAACCAAAAUGUUAAAUCAUCACUGAUAUAUUCGCAAUGAUGUCUGUUUGCGGGCACAUUUGACGUUUCUUUUCUCUGUUUAUGCGUCGCCGGAUAUACAAAAUUCCGUCAAUCUUCGUCAAUUAUCAAAGAUUCGAUUUGGUAGAGGAAGAGAGCUUCUCGAGCUGAGCUGAAUUAGUGAUGGCGCAGAAGAGCGAGGAGCGGUUGUUGGCGAAGAAAUACUAUGAGAACUGCCCGGGCUGUAAGGCUAAUCAAAUUAACAACUCAAGAUCAGGUCUACCUAUUCCAGAGCUCUUCUCCAUAUCGGUUAUUGUGCUUUGCACGGCGCUGCCAGUAUCAUCUCUCUUUCCUUUCCUUUAUUUCAUGAUUAGGGAUUUUGGUAUUGCAAAAAGAGAGGAAGAUAUUGGUUACUAUGCAGGAUAUGUGGGAUCUUCCUUUAUGGUUGGCCGAGCAUUGACAUCUGUCCUUUGGGGAGUUGUUGCUGAUCAUUAUGGUCGAAAACCAGUUAUAAUUAUGGGAACUAUGGCAGUGGUUACUUUCAACACUCUCUUUGGCCUUAGUGUUAAUUGUGGGAUGGCCAUCUGUACAAGGUUCCUUCUUGGGAGUUUUAAUGGUUUACUAGGCCCAAUAAAGGCUUAUGCAAUUGAAAUUCUGCGGGAAGAACACCAAGCUUUAGGGCUCUCAACAGUCAGUGCAGCAUGGGCAGUUGGUCUAAUCAUUGGCCCAGCUCUAGGAGGUUUUUUGGCUCAGCCAGCAGAGAAAUAUCCAAAUAUAUUUUCAAAAGAAUCUCUAUUUGGGAGAUUUCCAUACUUCUUACCCUGCCUCUGCAUAUCCCUAUUUGCGUUUGUAGUAACCAUUGCGUCUUGCUGGCUCCCGGAAACGUUGCACAUGCACAAUGAAGGUGACAUACUGCUUGAUGAUUCGUUUACUGAAUUGGAACCUGCAUCCAUUGGAUGUAAUGCCAAUGGAGAAGCACAAGAAAAUGAAGAGAGGAAACUAAUAUCGAGAGGAAGUAUCAUGAAAAAUGGGCCUUUGAUGUCAUCAAUCAUUGUUUAUUGCAUUUUCUCGCUUCAUGAUAUGGCGUACACAGAGAUAUUUUCGUUAUGGGCCGUCAGCCCCAGAAUGUUUGGGGGUUUGAGCUAUUCAACAGAGGAUGUUGGUGAAGUUCUAGCAAUCUCUGGUUUUGGCCUUCUUGCCUUUCAGCUUUUUCUCUAUCCAUAUGUGGAGAAGAUCCUUGGCCCAGUAAAGUUACUUCGCGUUGCAGGGAUAUUAUCCAUACCACUUCUGGCUAGCUACCCACUCUUAGCAAUGUUGUCAGGGUUCAGCCUCUCUAUGCUGUUAAACUGUGCAUCUGUGAUUAAGAAUGUUUUUUCUGUGUCCAUUAUAACUGGAUUGUUCAUUGUGCAAAACAGAGCGGUGGACCAAGACCAAAGAGGAGCUGCCAAUGGAAUUGCUAUGACUGCAAAUUCUAUUUUCAAAGCAGUUGCUCCAAUUGGGGGAGGUUCCCUAUUUUCUUGGGCGCAAAAACAUCAGGACGCUGUAUUUCUCCCAGGUGAUCACAUGGUUUUCUUCGUCCUGAAUGUGGUUACAGCAAUUGGAGUGCUAAUGACAUUUAAACCCUUUUUAAGGACAUGAGUGGAAAAACUUAUUGGAUCAAUUACACAUUAUUUAAUUAGCCCUUUGAUUUGGUGUAAAUCUUAUGGCAUAUGUAUACAUCUUUUUAGAUGACUAGAUUUAUUAUUAUUCUGUAAACUUCUCAAUCUCAUGUUUAUGUUGUGAUGUAUAGGGUGGAGUUCACAUGUUUCUAGUAGAAAAACUGUGUGAGUGAUUGUGUUUGCUAUGACUAACCUUC
Messenger RNA from Tripterygium wilfordii, 2183 nucleotides. RefSeq names its product protein ZINC INDUCED FACILITATOR-LIKE 1-like. The coding region runs from base 512 to 1966 and encodes 484 amino acids. Gene Ontology annotation, cellular component: plasma membrane; plant-type vacuole membrane. Gene Ontology annotation, molecular function: solute:potassium antiporter activity. The record is from RefSeq and is a predicted model, not a curated record. Lineage: Eukaryota; Viridiplantae; Streptophyta; Magnoliopsida; Celastrales; Celastraceae. Gene Ontology annotation, biological process: regulation of stomatal closure; transmembrane transport. The transcript has 17 exons.